Molecule: messenger RNA, 803 nt
Organism: Mus pahari (shrew mouse)
Lineage: Eukaryota; Metazoa; Chordata; Mammalia; Rodentia; Muridae
Gene: Zar1l
Product: zygote arrest 1 like
Exons: 4
Coding region: 21-791 (256 amino acids)
Biological process (GO): translation
Cellular component (GO): cytoplasm
Molecular function (GO): mRNA base-pairing post-transcriptional repressor activity
Source: RefSeq, a predicted model, not a curated record
AGCAAAACUGGCCACAAACUAUGGGCGCUCCCAUUUUCCUAGCCAGGCCUAGGGUACCAGCAAAUGUCUCGCAGUCCUGUAUGGACCCUUACAACAGGGCUCAGCUUCAGGCCGUUUCCACUCAGAUGAACCCCAACCUGGGUCUAUGGCUACGCAAGGUCCACACCAAGGAGGUGGGCGUACAGGUGAGCCUUCGAGUGGACAAGUCAGUGCAGUGUUCACUGGGGUCACAGACCCUACACAGCAGCUCCCUCACGGACAGAACCAGCUCUAGGAAACCCACCGAAGCUUGGGAAGUAGGGCGGAGAGUCUUGAUCCGGCGACCCCAGGAUGGGGAAGACGAGGAAAGCCAGGAGCUCACAGGACCUACAGAGGCCAAUCAGCUGUUGCUACCUACAUGGAGACGGGAUAGUGAGGAGCAGUUCCCAAGGCUGAAGGAAUUGGGGGAGGAAUAUGCCCCCAGCCCUCAGGACAGGAAGGGCAAGCAGUUUUUGGAACUAAAAUACGGCUAUUUUCACUGUAAAGAUUGUAAGAGGAGAUGGGAGAGUGCUUAUGUGUGGUGCAUCUCAGGUACCAACAAGGUUUAUUUCAAACAGCUCUGUAACAAGUGUCAAAAGAGUUUUAACCCUUACCGAGUAGAAGCAAUCCAGUGUCAGACCUGCUUAAGAUUCUGCUGUUCCUGUUCUCCAAAGAAAAGACACAUUGAUGUCCGGAGGCCACACCGCCAGGAGCUCUGUGGCCACUGCAGAGACAAGAAAUUCUCCUGUAGUGUCUUCUUCAGCUUAAAAUAAAUCUCGUGACAG